This is a messenger RNA of Camelina sativa (false flax), 743 nucleotides long. NCBI's taxonomy places the organism in Eukaryota, Viridiplantae, Streptophyta, Magnoliopsida, Brassicales, Brassicaceae. The record is from RefSeq and is a predicted model, not a curated record.
AUGAUCCCAACCAUCGAUCUGAAAGGAGGAGUGUACUACAAGCAUCAAGAUUCAGUCACGCGGAGAAGCGUGGUGGAGAAGAUAGGAGAUGCAGCGGAGAAAUGGGGUUUCUUCCAGGUGGUAAACCACGGGAUCCCGCUCGACGUACUGGAGAAGGUGAUAGAAGGGGUUGGGGGGUUUCACGAGCAGGAUGCUGAAUUAAAGAAACGGUUCUACUCUCGCGACCACAAUAGAAAAAUGGUUUACUACAGUAAUUUUGAUCUCUACACAGCUCAGGCGGCGAGUUGGAGAGAUACCAUGUGUGCCUAUAUGGCCCCGGAUCCUCCCACAUUAGAGGACUUACCUCCACUUUGUGGACUUCCUAAAGAAGAUGAAGGAAACCCAUUUGGAUUUAAAUGUUUUAAAAAAAUACAUGACUACCAAUAUUGGGUUGAUAUCCCUCCCGUCCCUGGAGCUCUUGUCGUCAACGUUGGAGAUCUUCUCCAGCUUAUAAGCAAUGACAAAUUCACAAGUGUGGAGCACAGGGUGAUAGCAAAUAGAGCAGCUGAACCGCGGAUUUCAGUGCCAUGUUUCUUCAGCACUGUCAUGAAGGCAAAUCCUCGAGUAUAUGGACCCAUCAAAGAACUAACGUCAGAACAAAACCCUCCCAAGUAUAGGGACACCACUAUUGCCGAGUUCUCGAGCAUGUACGGGUCUAAAGAGCUCAAUACAUCUGCGUUACACCAUUUCAAGAUCUGACCACA